Molecule: messenger RNA, 773 nt
Organism: Neurospora crassa OR74A
Lineage: Eukaryota; Fungi; Ascomycota; Sordariomycetes; Sordariales; Sordariaceae
Product: small nuclear ribonucleoprotein
Exons: 7
Coding region: 115-369 (84 amino acids)
Biological process (GO): mRNA splicing, via spliceosome
Cellular component (GO): U4/U6 x U5 tri-snRNP complex; Lsm1-7-Pat1 complex; U6 snRNP
Molecular function (GO): RNA binding
Source: RefSeq, a predicted model, not a curated record
GUACGCCCUGUCGCCUUGUUGGCCUCACAAUCGAAGCUCAGUGAACAGCCACUGAACGUCCCUUUCGACAUCCAGACUUACCUAAAGACUCGACCAUUCCACACCACAUACAACAUGGCCUCGCAAUUACUUCCUCUCGAGCUCAUCGACAAGUGUGUUGGUUCCCGCAUCUGGGUUGUCAUGAAGGGAGACAAGGAGUUCGCUGGCACUCUUGUUGGUUUCGAUGACUACGUUAACAUGGUUUUGGAGGACGUCACUGAGUUCGACUACUCCGGCAACCACACCAAGUUGAAGAAGAUCCUGUUGAACGGCAACAACAUCUGCAUGUUGAUUCCCGGUGGUGAAGGCCCAAUUGCGGCAUCUGCCUGAUUUGAAGGCUUGAGAGGAUACAUGAGGCAUGGCCGCGUUAGGAAGAAGCAAUCAUCAUCAGCAUAUCACGAAAUACGAAUGGACGUUUCUUUGCCCUCUGUCGGUCACUUCAAGAAGAAGUCAAUAAUAAUAGGUAAUUCAGACUGAUUCCAAAACACCUCCAAGGAAAUUGCUGCCAUACACAGCUCACAUGAGGCUAGCACGAUCAGCAGUUCCUCUUAACCUUAACCAAGCGCUUUUGGAUCACCUCUUCAAUUGAGAAACAAAGCAAGAAAAUGGCUGCCUGUUGUUGCAACUCACCUGAUCUAGGAGCACCAGCAACAUUGAAUAUCCAAACCCACCCCACCACCCAACCAGCCGUCCUUGCUCUCUUCCACAACCCAUAACUACCAAACCAACAUUCA